GUGCACACGUGCUGGAAGGUCAUGCCUCCCUUCCGCAAGGUGGGCAACGUCCUCAAGGAAAAGUUCGAGGGGGUGAUGGUCAUUUCCCGCAAGCUCCUGGUCCCCAAGAGCUCUCACUUCAAGCCCUACACAGCUCAUGACCUGGUCUACUUGUUGGACAGCCCAGACUUCUGCGACCGGGACUCCCGGCGCGGGGUCUUCGGCACAUCUGGCCGCCAGUGCAACAGGGCAUUCCCGGCCAUGGAUGGCUGCGAGCUCCUGUGCUGCGGCCGGGGGGUUCCGCCCGAGCUGGUGGAGGGGUGCAGCUGCAAGUUUCACUGGUGCUGCUCCGUCAAGUGCAAGCAGUGCCAGCACGUCGUGGAGGUGCACAGCUGCCGCUGA
This is a messenger RNA of Opisthocomus hoazin, 381 nucleotides long. RefSeq names its product protein Wnt-4-like. Lineage: Eukaryota; Metazoa; Chordata; Aves; Opisthocomiformes; Opisthocomidae. Gene Ontology annotation, molecular function: cytokine activity; frizzled binding. Gene Ontology annotation, cellular component: extracellular region. The record is from RefSeq and is a predicted model, not a curated record. Gene Ontology annotation, biological process: cell fate commitment; multicellular organism development; neuron differentiation.